AUGAGUCGCAGAUCUGUGGGCGAGCUCAGCAGGUAUCUGCUCGAGGGCCGCAUAUCACAGCGAGGAUGCAUUAACGGUCGGCGGCUGUCUUCACGAACAGUGCCUGUCUGGUCGUCUCUUCGUCCACCUUACGCCCUGCGGCACCUCCAUACGCAGCCUGAACCAGCGGCGGCAGCAGCAUCAUCACAGCCAAUCCAUGUCCCACUGCGGAAACAGCUCAAGGAGCAGGCAAAGCAAGCCAAAAAACAAGGCAAAAAGAAAUCCAAGGGCGACUCCCAAACCGUUGACGGCUGGGAGCUGACCGUCGGAAUUGAGAUCCAUGCCCAGCUCAAUACGUCUCGCAAGCUGUUUUCGCCGGCCGCAACCUCCUUCAACGAUGAGCCAAACAGCCACGUGGCACUGUUUGAUGUUGCAAUGCCGGGCAGCCAGCCAUUGUUUCAAAAGGAGACUCUGAUUCCAGCUAUUCGGGCAGCACUGGCCCUCAACUGCGAGAUACAGCCUCCUUCGGGAUAUCAGAUUACGCAAUUCUACGAGCCGUUUGCUAAAAAGGGACACAUUACGCUCCUUGCUCGUGAUGGCAUCUCUACGGAGGAUGGCGAGAGCGUCACCGUCGGUAUCAAACAAGUGCAGCUCGAGCAGGACACAGCCAAGACCCUCGCACAGACGGGAAGCGUUCACUGGCUGGAUUUCAACCGUGUGGGCGUACCCUUGAUUGAAAUAAUCACCGAGCCCGAGAUUCAUCACCCUCGCACGGCUGCUGUGUUUGUGCGCAAAAUCCAGCUGCUUCUCAACACUGUGGACUCCAAGAAGCUUGGCACCCGUACAGAGAUUAAAAACUUGAGUACGAUCAAGGCCGUGGAGGAUGCCAUCAUUGCCGAGCGCGAUCGUCAAAUUCGACAGUUGGAAGCAGGCGGCGUGAUUGCUGGCGAGACGCGUGGCUGGACAAUUGGAUCCAAGGAAACCCGUCGUUUGCGUGGUAAAGAGGGCGAAGUUGAUUAUCGUUACAUGCCCGACCCUGACCUACCGCCGCUUGUUAUUGGGAACGACAUUGUCCAACGUCUGCAGACAUCGCUUGCUGUUCUGCCAGAUACCGAGCUUGACAAGCUGGUUAAUCACUACGGCCUCACUCCCAAGGAUGCCCUCUCCCUCAUCACACUGGACAAUGGAUCGCGUGUGCAGUACUUUUAUCGCGUCCUAGCUUUGCUGGAGAUCAAGUCGUACUCAACAUUGGCCGGAAACUGGAUCCUUCAUGAGCUCGGCCGCCUGACGACCUACAAAGCUGGUCCGCUUGCGUCGGGAGAUCUGUCAUUUACCCAGCUCGGGGAAUGUGCUCAAGUGUCCGAGGAGGACUUGUCGCAGCUUCUCUAUCACCUCUACCGCAAGCACAUCACGGGUAAAGUAGCAAAGGAGCUUCUCAUGGCCGUAUACUUGGGUGAACUUGAAGGAGGAAUCCUGGAAGCCAUCAACAACAACGACCUGUGGUUCAAAGAGAUUUCCCAGGAAGAGUACGAAGCCCUUGCUGCUGAGGCCGCCGCGGGUGAAGACAAGGUGCUGGAAGAAUUCGCCGACGAGCAAAAGUAUCCCCAGGGCAAGCUCAUGUAUCUAGUUGGCAAGAUGAUGCGCCUCGGACCCACUGAGAGGAUUGAUCCCGCAGUGGCAGAGAACGCGAUGAGGCAAUGGAUCGAAAGAUUCCACGGCAGGUGA
This is a messenger RNA of Trichoderma breve, 1704 nucleotides long. Its product is annotated as gatB/GatE catalytic domain-containing protein. The record is from RefSeq and is a predicted model, not a curated record. Bases 1 to 1704 code for a protein of 567 amino acids. Gene Ontology annotation, molecular function: glutaminyl-tRNA synthase (glutamine-hydrolyzing) activity. Gene Ontology annotation, biological process: glutaminyl-tRNAGln biosynthesis via transamidation; mitochondrial translation. The transcript has 4 exons. Lineage: Eukaryota; Fungi; Ascomycota; Sordariomycetes; Hypocreales; Hypocreaceae.